AUGGCUGUAUAUCAGCACCUCAUCAUUGACAUUGUGCGAGUUAUGGAGGCAUUCAUUACACAAGCAAACACCUCUCUUCAUGGCGCGAGCAAGUAUUAUGGGGACCUUGCCAGCCCGUUGCAUCUCAGCAAGUCGACAAUGUACGGAUUGCAGACGCUCCUCGGCGAUGGAGCCAUGGUAUGGAGAUACUACAUCGUAUACGACAAGAGGAAAGCAAUCAUAUUCGCAUACGGACCUCUCCUCCUCGGAAGCGCUGUCGCAAUCGCGUACCGUAUAUUGUCAAGAAGGCUCCCAGAAACUACGCGACAAAGCAUCCUUCCAGUGGCAGCUAUCAUCAUCCAAUCUGGGGCCUUAUAUGCCUCAGGCGUGCUCGAACUACUGAUCACGUAUCUUGCGGGAACCAAUGGACAGUACGCGGCUUUAGACCUUUGCUAUCCUUUGGUGCAGAGACCAGAUAUCUCAUCGAACACCCUCAGCGGGCGCGUCUCUACCGCCCGCGGCUCGCGCACGCGCGCUAGGGGAACUGGUAUGCGCGUCAAGAACGGCCGAGUGGACGCAGAGCCUUCGUAUGCGAUGCAAGCGAGAAUCGCAGAGGAGAGAAUGCAAUACGGAGAUGAUCUCGACAUGCCAAAGGUCGACGGAGAAGGGUCUGCGAGUCAGGACCCUGCUUCUCUGUUACCGGAGCAGAACGAGCGGGUAAUUGUCAUAGACAACAGCGCCAAGCACGACAGCAGGGAGUUUGAUCAUGGCGCAGUCUGA
Molecule: messenger RNA, 759 nt
Organism: Heterobasidion irregulare TC 32-1
Lineage: Eukaryota; Fungi; Basidiomycota; Agaricomycetes; Russulales; Bondarzewiaceae
Exons: 5
Coding region: 1-759 (252 amino acids)
Source: RefSeq, a predicted model, not a curated record